Ilyonectria robusta is the source of this 1653-nucleotide messenger RNA. RefSeq names its product major facilitator superfamily domain-containing protein. The coding region runs from base 1 to 1653 and encodes 550 amino acids. Lineage: Eukaryota; Fungi; Ascomycota; Sordariomycetes; Hypocreales; Nectriaceae. Gene Ontology annotation, biological process: transmembrane transport. The record is from RefSeq and is a predicted model, not a curated record. Gene Ontology annotation, molecular function: transmembrane transporter activity. The transcript is spliced from 5 exons.
AUGGCGUCUGAAACCACUCUCGAGCGGCAAUUGCCCGACGUACCUUCCCAAGGGAGUAUCCAUUCCCCUCAGCAAUCGAGACCAAUGGAGGAACUUGAGCUUGAAGAGGAGCAGAAUGAUCCCAACGCAGAGGCCAUCACGUACCCUUCGGGACCAAAAUUAUGGUCGACAAUGGCUUCACUUUGUAUCGCAUGCUUUCUCAGCGGACUCGAUAUCACCAUCGUCGCGGUGGCUGUACCAAGCCUUACCGACCAAUUCGAGACUAUCGCAGAUAUCGGAUGGUACUCAGCUGCCUAUGGUAUGGCGUUGAGUGCCUUUGUCUUCUUCUUUGGCCAAAUAUACACCCUAUUCCCAGUCAAGCCUAUCUUCCUCGCCGGUCUCGUAAUAUUCGAGACAGGUUCUCUUGUCUGCACACUCGCGCCGACAUCUGCAAUCUUCAUCCUUGGACGUGCCAUCACUGGACUUGGUCGCGGCGCAAUCAAUGGGGGCCUUUUCAAACUCCUACGCCACUGCUUCCCUCUUGAGCAACAAGGUCUCAUGAAUAGCAUUAUUGGUGCAGUGCAGAGUGCGGGGCUGGUCUCUGCGCCCACCAUUGGGGGUGCGUUGAUUGAUGCCCUCUCCUGGAGGGCAUGUUUUGGUAUCAACCUGCCGUUGGGAGUCAUCUGUAUCUUACUAACGGCAUAUGGGGUCCACGAUCCCGUUGCCAACCAGGCUGAGACUCUAACGCUGAAAGAGAAGAUUAAGAAAAUCAAUGUUCUAGGCACAGUACUGGUCGUGCCCGCUAUUACCAGCCUUCUGAUGGCCCUGCAAUGGGGAGGGCUCAAGUACGGUUGGGGCAGCUGGCGGAUCAUCCUGUUGCUUGUCUCUUGUGUUGUGUUGUUUGCGGCCUUUGGCUAUUUACAGCACCGCCAAGGUGAACGCGCCAUUGUGCCGCCAAGAAUCUGGAAGCAGAGAAGUAUCCUUGCUGGUAUGUGGUUCUCGGCAUGCUCUGAGGGCAUCCUUGCGGUCACCGAGUACUACAUGUCCAUCUAUUUCCAGGGAGUUCGAGGCUAUACAGCUACCAAGUCGGGGAUUCUCGCUCUUCCCAUGGUUGGCGGUUUAGCCAUAGCACUCGUUGUUUCUGGUGUUGGCACAACUUUGUUUGGGUACUACUACCCAUUCAUGUUGGCUACGAGCGUUCUAGCUCCGAUUGCAUCUGGUCUCCUCACCACCCUUGACCUAAAGGAACACAUCGGCAAAGCAGUUGCACUUCUCGCCUUUCUUGGUGCAGCGGUAGGUCUUGGCAUUCAAGGCCCUCAGAUUGCGCUGCAGACUGUGCUAUCCAUUGAUGACGUCUCUUCCGGUGGCGCAGUUCUCAACUUUGGGUCCGGUAUGGGCUCUGCGCUAUGGAUAUGCGCUUCGGCGACGCUAUUCCAGGGUCGUCUUUAUGACGAAAUACACGCCUCCUCGCCGGGCACAAACGUCACAGUAGUCACGGAGGCAGGACUUUCGAGAUUGCGCGAAUUGAUUGGACCAGAAAAGCUAGGCAGUGUGCUGGCUGGAUACGAGAAUGCUGUUAUACAGACAUUGUAUAUCCCGUUAGGUCUUGCACUGCUUACAGCUGUUGGGUCUCUCGCUACAGAGAGGAAGUCGAUUAAGAAGAAGCAGUCUUAG